UUUUCCUACUUUUAACAUUCAAAAUGGCCGAUCCUCGUGCUAAAAUUCCAUGCGAUGUUUGCGGGUUGAAAGUUCCAAAUGGCAGAAUGGAAGGUCAUCUUUUCGAGUGUCAGGCAAUGCAUCCUUUCCCAUGCGGACUCUGUACACGAGGGUUCUCUUCACAACAAGGCGUAAUAAAUCAUCAAAGUUCAGCACAUUCUGCUGAAGAACGUGGCACAAGAUUUCGUUGCACACAUGCUGAUUGUGACUUUGGUACUAACUAUCACAAGAACUUGGAAGCACAUUUGCUGAAACAUCAAACUGGAUUUCGACGCUCACGAUCUCGUUCACGUUCUCGAUCGCGUCAACCUGGUGGUAAUCCUUAUACUGCGCCACAACCGAGUCAGCCACCUCCGUUACAACCUCAAGAGGGUCAACAACAAGUUGAAGAGGAAUAUGUUGAGAUGGAGAAUGAAUACUUUCCUCGAACGGUUGGUAGAUCUGCGGACAGAAAUGUUCAACGAAACGUUGAUCGCUCUCAAAUGCCUGUUUUGCAGAAAAUGGAAAAGGUUCAGCAGCAACCGUUGUUUCGUCGCUCGCAGUCUCGUUCACGUUCUCGAGCGAAACGUUCUAAAGCUUCAAAGCCGAAUCGACCAGCUCAAAUGCCUCGAGAGGACCAGCAACAAUAUGAAGAAGAAAUUGAGGUUGGUAGAGCUGGACAUUCAAAAAGAAAUCCUCAAAUUGAUCGAUCUAACGUGCCUGAAGUACACCAACUUGAACAAGCUACAACUAGUACUGCAUCUAUGGAAGAAAAUAUUCAGGAGCUCGUUCAAGAGCCCGUAAUUCAACAGGCUGAACAGGCGCCAAUAGUUACUAUUGAUGAUGAUGAAGAAAUUGGACCUCUUCCAGGAUUUACAAAUCUUCAACUUGUCGAUCCGGUAAAAGCCCGCUUAAUUAUGGCUGCAGAAAGUAAAUCUUUGGAUGAUCUUGUUAGAAAUUUGCGCGCAAAUAAUGAAAUUUUACAUAGAUUUUGUUUGGAGCGGGGUCUGGAUUAUGGAACUCAAAAUACUGCAAAUGCGAUUGAAGUUUAUUUUCGAAACUUCUCUGUCCAUGAUGAAUUUGGCGGUGAUGAUUAG
Meloidogyne enterolobii is the source of this 1115-nucleotide messenger RNA. The record is from the annotation of a GenBank genome assembly. NCBI's taxonomy places the organism in Eukaryota, Metazoa, Nematoda, Chromadorea, Rhabditida, Meloidogynidae.